UUCGCCAGCUACGUGUACCUGCUGGAGAAAGUCCCUCUGGUGAAGCUGUUCCCAGUGACCUGUGAGAUCAUCCAGGGGGAGAAGCAGUUCUACCACCGGGCCCAGCAGUUCUACCAGGACGUGCCCGCCUCGGAGGAGGGAAUGCUGGGGGACUUUGUGGAGAUCUCCGACGUGGAUCUGGAAGGGUCCCGGAAUUUUCUCAAGAGGUUUGUGGGGCCAGGGAAGGCCGGGACCCUCCGAGCGCUGGACUGCGGCUGCGGGAUCGGCCGCGUGUCCAAAGGGGUUCUCCUGCCCAUGUUUGAGAAGAUGGAGAUGGCGGACAUGAUGGAGCACUUCCUGCUUUACGCACACGAGGAGUACCUGGGCGACGACGCCGACCGCAUCGAGACGUACUACUGCUACAGCCUGCAGGACUUCACCCCCCCCGCCAAGAAAUACGACUGCGUCUGGAUCCAGUGGGUCGCCUGCCACCUCACGGACAAGGACCUGAUGAAUUUCCUGAUGCGCUGCAAGAAGAGCCUGCGGCCCAACGGCGUGAUCGUCCUGAAGGACAACAUGGCGCGGCAGGGCUGCAAGCUGGACCCCGUCGACAGCACGGUCAUCCGCCACCUGGACAUCAUACGGGACAUCAUCUUCAAGGCGGGCCUGGAGGUGCUGGGCGUGGAGAAGCAGGAGGGCUUCCCUGAGAUCAUGGUGCCCGUGUGGAUGGUUGCCAUGAAGCCAGUAGUGAGCCCGUAGGACAGCUGCUGCUCAUCACACCGUGGGUCAGCCCCUUCUGGUACCAGGGCACUGGACUCAACCAGAGAAGAGACAGUGUUGGUCCUACCAGGCCCCGGGGAAAGGGCUGGGGACUCUUACGGUGUCGGUCACUAGAAUCUGAUCGUUGGUCACCAGCUUCAUCAUGAGGAGUGUGAGUGGAAAACAUCUCUGUUAACCUUUGGCCGUUCUGCCCUCCAAGAGCGGGAACGAGAGCAGAGUGGAGUUAGUCACAGUGACACAUAUUACAGUAAAAUAUGAAUUAACUACCUUCAUUGGAUAAAACGAAUGUGGCCCAUGCAUUAUUUAUUCUGACUUCUCAUCUGAGUAUGUCUCUCCUAUUUGUCCUCUUUUGUGUACAUAAAACCGAUUUUGACACAAUUUAGAGAAAUUUUAAAUAUCAUUCAGCAACUGUAGGGCCAAAUAGUAUGAGUCUUUAUUGAAGAAGAGGGAAUGUAUUGUGUGUUAUGUUUCUGUAGACGCAAGUAUGACUGGCAUUUGUUCAUGUCAACUGAGUAGAUGUAUAUAUUGAUGUUGUUUGAUGUAAUUAUGCAUUUUAUACAAUUGCCUGUUAUAGUGCAAACACAAUUUUUUAAAGAGCUCCUUUUUGUUCAA
Gadus macrocephalus (Pacific cod) is the source of this 1371-nucleotide messenger RNA. It is a transcript of the gene ntmt2, whose product is annotated as N-terminal Xaa-Pro-Lys N-methyltransferase. Gene Ontology annotation, cellular component: cytoplasm. Gene Ontology annotation, biological process: N-terminal protein amino acid methylation. The annotation marks the transcript as partial. NCBI's taxonomy places the organism in Eukaryota, Metazoa, Chordata, Actinopteri, Gadiformes, Gadidae. The record is from RefSeq and is a predicted model, not a curated record. Gene Ontology annotation, molecular function: N-terminal protein N-methyltransferase activity. The transcript has 4 exons.